AUGGCGCCUCUCGCCACCGCCCUCACCGCCACAAUGGCGCCUCUCGCCACCGCGCCGCCUCCUACUCCCCAUGACCCGCGCUCUCUCGUCCCACGGAUAAGGCCGCGGCGAGGCCUGACGGCACUGCGCGCGGCCUCAGAGGGAACAACGGAUGGGUGGACGCCGGGAAGUUGGCGUGCGCGCCCUGCGCGGCAGAUCCCGGAGUACCCCUACACGGCGGCGCUGGAGGCUACAGAGCGAACUCUGGCGGAGUUUCCACCCCUAGUGUUCGCGGGUGAGGUGCGGAAGCUGGAGGAGCGGCUCGGGGAGGCGGCCAUGGGUGGGGCAUUCCUCCUGCAGGGCGGCGACUGCGCCGAGAGCUUCAGGGAGUUCAAUGCAAAGAACAUCCGCGACACCUUCCGGCUCAUACUGCAGAUGGCCGUCGUUCUCACCUUCGGUGGACAGAUGCCCACCAUCAAGGUUGGAAGGAUGGGUGGUCAAUUUGCGAAGCGAAGAUCGAACCCAACUGAGACUAGAGAUGGGGUAACCCUUCCAUCCUACAGAGGAGAUAUCAUCAACGAUCAGGCUUUUGAUGAGGAAUCUCGUGUACCAGAUCCUGAAAGGUUGAUUAGAGCCUAUACCCAGUCUGCGAGCACCCUGAAUCUUCUCAGAGCAUUUGCCCAUGGAGGUUUUGCGGAUCUUCAGAGAGUCACCCAGUGGAAUCUCGACUUCUUGAGGCACAGCACACAAGGAGACAGGUAUCUGGAGUUUUCUCAGAGGGUUCAUGACGCCAUUGGGUUUAUGGUUGCCGCUGGGCUGACCCCUCAACACCCCAUCAUGACCACAGCUGAGUUAUGGACAUCCCAUGAGUGCCUUCACUUACUAUACGAGCAAACACUGACUAGGAAGGAUUCCAUUACUGGCCUGUACUAUGACUGUUCCGCACACAUGCUUUGGGUCGGUGAGAGGACUCGGCAGCUGGAUGGUGCUCAUGUUGAAUUCCUUCGUGGUAUUUCAAAUCCUCUGGGUAUAAAGGUAAGUGAUAAGCUUGAUCCAUCAGAGCUUGUGAAGUUGUGUGAGACUCUGAACCCUCACAACAAGCCCGGGCGAUUGACGAUUAUCACAAGAAUGGGGGCUGAGAACAUGCGUGUUAAGCUUCCACGAAUGAUCAGAGCAGUGCGCCAAGCUGGGAUGAUUGUUACUUGGGUUAGUGAUCCUAUGCACGGAAACACAAUCAGCGCACCAUGCGGACUGAAGACAAGAUCAUUUGAUGCAAUCAGGGCUGAACUCGGGGCUUUCUUCGAUGUUCAUGGGCAAGAGGGAAGCCACCCUGGAGGGAUUCACCUGGAGAUGACAGGGCAGAAUGUUACAGAGUGUAUCGGGGGAUCUAAGGCGGUAACAUUUGAUGAUCUCAGUGCCCGCUACCACACGCACUGUGACCCCAGACUGAACGCGUCGCAGUCCCUCGAGCUGGCUUUCGCCAUUGCUGACAGGUUAAGGAACAAGAGAGACAAGGCAUGGCAUAAUUUGACAUCCAGAGUUGUUUCCUAA
Molecule: messenger RNA, 1530 nt
Organism: Miscanthus lutarioriparius
Lineage: Eukaryota; Viridiplantae; Streptophyta; Magnoliopsida; Poales; Poaceae
Source: the annotation of a GenBank genome assembly